CAACUUUAUAAAAAAGUAAAAAAAAUUAGGUAUAUAUAUGUGUGUAAUGUUGCUUGGCAAUUCAAAGUCGAACAUGAGUUUUAGUUUGUUAAAUAAAAAAGUGUGGGUGUGUUAGUUGUAUGGCAUACAUGGCGUCGUCAACUUGGCUGCACAUCCUGCUUGCGGCGGUUUUUACUACCGUUGCGGCGGAUGAUGGUCCGGCGUGCCUUGACCAGGAGGCAAUGCAGAAUCUGAAGGCCAGUCUUGUGUUCCCGACGGGAUCAUCCGUCGUCUACGGCAUGGAAAGUUGGAAUAAGCCGAAUGCAUGCGGGUGGAACGGGAUAUUUUGCGACGUCUCCGGCAGGGUUUGGAAGGUCAACAUCGAGGGUUUCAAUCUCGGAGGCACCCUCACGGCGGCCGGCCUCGGAUCACUUCCCAACCUCCGUGAGCUCUACGCUAAACUCAACAAGUUCACCUCACUCCCGUCCGAUCUCUUCGCUAAUUUGACGAAAUUGGAGGUAGUCUCUCUCGACCAAAACACUUACCUUUCGCCGUGGAACAUCCCGGAGAGUCUCACGGCGGCUCGGAAUCUCUCCUCUUUCUCCGCCGUCAAUUCUAACGUGCAGGGAACCUUACCGGAAUUUCUCACCGGGGAAAACUUCCCGGUCUUACGUUUUCUUGAUCUCUCGCUCCAUAGUUUGUCCGGGCCAAUCCCUUCCCAGCUUCCGGCAACUCUGGAGACUCUCCGGCUGAGCGCACUAAACCAAGAACAUCAUUUGUCCGGCGAAAUACCCGACCUGUCCCACUUCACGUCUUUGAAAGAACUCGACGUGGACUAUAACGAUCUUACCGGUCCAGUGCCGGAGAACAUCCCAUCAACACUGCAAGUUUUGAGCAUGGCGGGUAACCAACUCACCGGACCUAUUCCUCUUUCCAUCGCGAGCUUGACCAGUCUUACCAAACUGGACCUUUCCCUGAAUCAGCUUUCCGGCGAGAUACCGGACCUCUCCCGCCUCACAACUUUGCAAGAAGUGGAUCUGGCGGGUAAUAGUCUGACCGGAGCUAUUCCUCCGACCAUCACGGGUUUGACCAAUCUUUCAACACUCGACCUUUCUGAAAACCAGCUUUCCGGCGAAAUACCCGACCUUUCUCCCCUUGCGUCCUUGAAAAACCUAUACACGCGCAAUAAUAGCCUUACCGGUCCGGUGCCGGAAUCACUGGUGAACCUCACUUUGCUGGAAAAUGUGAUCCUGGCGGAAAACAGUCUGACGGGAACUAUUCCUAGGAGCAUCACGCGUUUGACCCAUCUUUCCGAACUCGACCUUUCUUACAAUCAGCUCUCCGGCUGUGUCCCGCCAAUGACUACCGGCGACUACGGAGAUGAGGAAGUGAUCAAAACAGAGGGAAAUGCCGGUAUAACUGGAACAUGCCCGCCGUGAUUAGGAGGACGACGAUGUCAUGUCUAGCCGGUCCAGAGUCAAGGCUCCAUCUGUUUGUUUCCACAUUUCAUUCUUGUUCACUACCCCAUUUUGCACUAUCCUAUACGUUUUUUAUUUUUAUAUUAAGCCGUAUCUCAAGAUUUCUAGAAGGGCUGCAACUAUGCACUUUCAUUUUGAAUGAGCGUAAUACCACUUUGAUAUAUAGUUUACAGAGGCUACCGGCGACGAAGGUGAGGAAGUGAUCGAAACAGAGGGACAUGCCGGUAU
Molecule: messenger RNA, 1685 nt
Organism: Cuscuta campestris
Lineage: Eukaryota; Viridiplantae; Streptophyta; Magnoliopsida; Solanales; Convolvulaceae
Source: the annotation of a GenBank genome assembly